AUACUCCCUCCUUUGCCAUAUCACGUACCCCUGGUUUCGGUUAUCCCCUGCGUGAGGGCAUUGAGGUUUCGCUGAAAUGUGAUGUUGACUCCAAUCCAACCAGUGCACCCAGAUGGCAAAAGGAUGAUGGCGAACCACCGGUCCCCCAAACCGGUGAUGGUUUCCUUAACUUCACAUCCAUACGUCGUGAGCACUCCGGCUGGUAUAAGUGUACAUCGCGCCAUCUUAACUAUCAGUACUCAUCGAUUGGUUACUAUCUAAGCGUAAGAUGUAAGUAUUAA
Molecule: messenger RNA, 281 nt
Organism: Musca vetustissima
Lineage: Eukaryota; Metazoa; Arthropoda; Insecta; Diptera; Muscidae
Exons: 2
Biological process (GO): cell-cell adhesion
Cellular component (GO): cell-cell junction
Molecular function (GO): cell adhesion molecule binding
Source: RefSeq, a predicted model, not a curated record